Leptinotarsa decemlineata (Colorado potato beetle) is the source of this 2221-nucleotide messenger RNA. RefSeq names its product membrane-attack complex domain containing protein torso-like (gene tsl). The record is from RefSeq and is a predicted model, not a curated record. NCBI's taxonomy places the organism in Eukaryota, Metazoa, Arthropoda, Insecta, Coleoptera, Chrysomelidae.
GUAGUUCUCUUCAGUCAUGGCGAGAAUACGAAAGCCACUCUCUGAACUUCUUUUUAUUAGCGGCGUAUAAUCGAGAUUUUUUUUGAUAGGCAAUAAGAUCGCUCUCCGAAAAUGGAAGUCCGGCGAUUACUUACAGAAACAUUUUGUGGCAUCUCAGCAAUACAGUGUUUUAUUUACCUAAUUCAGGAUUCUAGUUAACUCGAGGCAUUGACAUUACUGUCAGCAUUGUUAAUUUGUUCGUAGUGAUUGUGAGUUUUUGUGGCCGAUAUGAGAAGAAGAGGGUUUUCCAGUAGUGCAUACAAAGUGUCAGUCGCGGCGAGAAUGUGGGGCCGAGCGCAACUGCUCGUGCUGCUGGUCGCCGCUCUGACGACGACGUCCACCCGGGGGGCGAAUCAGGACAACGAAGAGAGCCAGCUAAAAGUCGGAAGGUCCAUAGACAUCUUCACGAGAUAUGGAUAUCUCAGUCUUUCGAUGAAGGUAUUGUCAAGGAACGAAUCGGACUGGAUCUUCCGCGAGCCCACCAUCAACAUCUUCACCGACUUAGACCGGUUCGCCACUCACCCGGAGCGCGUCGGCAAGAAGCAAAGGCGCGUCUUCAACGGCGAUUUCCAUAUGGAGUUCUGCGACAACGCACGCCAGCUGCUCCAGGCUUACUUCCGAGACUUCACCUUCGAACGAUUGGACAAACCUUGGAGGGCGUUCACCUCCUCGUGGUUGCCGGAGACACUAGCCAGGAAUCUGGGCAUCAAUGCCUCCUUCGUGCACAAAGAGCACUGUUACGUGUUAGUGCGUUUGUCGAGGUUUCGCGACGUGGUCAAGCUCGACAGGAUACCGAACAAUAUAAAUCUGGUGGACGACGUGGCCAGAGAGAUCGACAAGAUUCGCAUAGGUGACGUGGAGAGUGUGCUAGUAUUCAUUAGGAAGUACGGAUCUCAUUAUAUUCAUUCGUAUGUUACGGGGAAUUCUCUGUAUCAGGUGUUCGUUUUCAACAAAACCAACUAUAGACAAAUAAAAGAGAGGCUAAAAAAGCAAGGCAUCUCGCACAUAAGCAAUUUGGAGUUGUCGCAGUACUUCAGCCCGUGGUACGCCGAGCAUAUGGGUACCAUCAAAGUAGCAAGCGGAAACAGGUCAGUGGCGAACUGGACCUCUUUCAAAUUAAGGAACAACUAUUAUAUUUUCACGUAUCCUUCCCUGCUAAAAAUUCAUGGUGAUCCAAAGUUACUAGCAAGACUAAACAACAUGCUAGGAAAUGAAGCAAUUUUGGAAAUGAACAUGAAGACCCUGGCUCCAGCAUUCAAGGAUCCAGUGAAAAAAAUGUGGUUUGAAGAAGUUCUAGAUAAUUAUUUAAAACUGUGGGAGAGUAAUUUAUAGUGUCAAGUUCCAAGUUGCUGGUUAUAGGCAUCGAAUAAGGGGGGAUAGAUUAUAUCAAGUGUGUUUUGCAGGAAACUGACAUUUCCUUUCCCCAAAUGAUGAAAUUUGUGAAUUUAACGAGAUAAAGGUCAAGCAAUGCGAAUCAGCAAUCAUGAAAUGUCGUAGGGAUUGGCAAAUCACGUUCAUACAUUUAUCUGACAAGUGAAAAAGUACACGAAAACAAACCUUCAGUACAUGUUAUAUAUAAAUGUUAAUUCUACUCUCCAAAGGUAAACGUGAGAAGAUGUCUCACGUUUUUUAAAUUGAAAUUCAUUUUCAAAUGGCAAAGUUCUUUUUGAUAAAAUUUCAGUAUCAUGUACCUAUUAUUAUUUGAACAUACGAUAUUUUACUCAAUCUAAAAAGGUGCUUCUUGAAUUAUGAAAAUGAACUGAAGCUGUUUUUUGAUAUUAUGGGAAAUACUUGUUCUUGUAAUGGUGGAUGGGCAUUUAACUUAGAUCACAUUUUAAAUCAAAAAGGUUAUGUUUUGGAUUGUAAAGUUAACACCAGAUUCAUCCUGUACUCAUAGUUGAGACAAAAGUUCAAAUGUGAUAAGGUACACAUACAUCAACGAAGUCUAUAGCCAGUUUCCAUAGUUACAUACUUUUACGGAGUUGCAUGUACACUUCAACUUCCGAUUGAAAUGUGAUAAAAUAUGUGUAGUGAUAGUAUAUGUCAUUAUUAGUAAUAAUAUACAAACGAAACCAGUGACAUUUUGUAUAAAGUGAAAACCUCAGGACUAGUUUUACAAAAACUAUGAAGCGAGUUUGUACCAAACUUUUACUAUGUAUUUACAAUAAAGAAUGAAGAUUGA